Cervus elaphus (red deer) is the source of this 3440-nucleotide messenger RNA. RefSeq names its product UDP glycosyltransferase family 3 member A1 (gene UGT3A1). NCBI's taxonomy places the organism in Eukaryota, Metazoa, Chordata, Mammalia, Artiodactyla, Cervidae. Gene Ontology annotation, molecular function: UDP-glycosyltransferase activity. The record is from RefSeq and is a predicted model, not a curated record.
AGACAUAAUAUCUGAAAAGAUGACAGUUGUCAAUGUGUAUGCUCGUAAUCCGGCUUCCCUGGUGGCUCAGCAGUAAAGAAUCCACCUGUAAUGCAAGAGACGUGGCUUCAAUCCUUGGAUGUGGAAGCUCUCCUGCAGAAAGAAAUGGCAACCCACUCCAGUAUUCUUUUCUGGGAAAUCCUGGCGGGCUACAGUCCAUGGGCUGCAAGAGUUGGACAUGACUGAGAGACUCAACCACAACAACAAUGCAUAUAAUCACAUAGCCUCAAACAGUAUAGCCCAAACACAGAGGGAGAGACUUGGAAGGAAAAAAAGUGAAAUAAUUAUUAGGAGAGUUUAUCAUUUUUUCUAAAGAAAAAUUUCAUACUUUUUAAAAAAUAGAACAUCUUGGUGCUCACCAAUCCUAUUUUAUGAUUCUCAUUCAGAAUUAUAGUUUCAGCUUUUAGAGGUUCAGUCUUCUGAACCUGGACUUCCAGAGGUGUUUAAACCACUACACCAGCAACUUUCAUGAAUGAGGUAUUCAGUACUUUCCAAAGAAAUUCUGAGCAAUAAAGGUAAGUCACUUUCCUUUGGUAAUCAACUUCUGAGAUCCUGAGCGUGGGACAACCAGCAGAGAUUUUAAGGCGGUACCAGGGAGAUGGGGCAUUCCGAAGGCCUUGGGAGAUCUUUAGAGCAGUUCGAAAGGAGAUGGCGUCCCAUAACUUCUGGAUGGAUCCCUAAAAGGGAGUCGGGUCGGCACCAUUUGGAGGUAUAGCUUUCUUCGAUGCGAUUUCCUAAGGUCCCUACCAUUACUGGUUCAGAGUGUUUUUCUAUCCGGAAGGUGUGGUGAUUACCUGGACUUCAGAGGGUUAAGGAUCAGCACACUAAUCCCUCCUUCCCGGCGCCCAGAUUUGGGGAGGGUGAGGACAGAAUAUCCAUUUGUGUACUUUCCCGGGGAGGAGAGGCCAAAGGGCGAGACGGACGUACAGAGCGAAGACCCACAGGAUCUCUGUCCCCAGCUCCCGGCCCGCGUCUUUCCUUCACUGCCUGCGGGCUGCGCGUGCGGAGGGCGCGCAGGUUCCGGGGCGCCGUGCGCUCAGCCUAGGGCUCGGCUCCGGAGCGACGAUGGGGUCGUAGCGGGUGCUUCUUCUAGUCCGAUAUUUACUGCCUGCGCUCCUGCUCUCAGAGGCAGCCAAAAUCCUGACUAUAUCCUCACUGGGUGGAAGCCAUGUUCUACUAAUGCACCGAGUGUCUCAGAUUCUUCAGGAUCAUGGUCAUAACGUCACUUUGCUUUCUAAUAGAGGAAGAAGUCUAGCCUCAGAUUUAGAAAAGGAGGAACACUCAUUCCAAGUUAUCAGUUGGCAUUCACCUGGAGAUCUUGAAAAUGAAAUAAGGAAAUGUCUGGAUUUGUUUGUGACAGAAGCUUUGCACAGCAGAAAAGAAUCUGAACACUUUGUAAAUUUAAUGGAAAUACUUGGGACUCAAUGCAGUUAUUUGCUAAGGAGAUGUGAUAUCAUGGAUUCCUUAAAGAAUGAGAACUUCAACCUGAUAGUUGUUGAUGCCUUUGACUUGUGUUCAUUUCUAAUUGCUGAGAAACUUGAGAAGCUGUUUGUGUCCAUUCUUCCCACAUCGGUUAGCAGACUGGACAUUGGCCUGCCAAGCCCCUUGUCUUAUGUUCCAGUAUUCCAGUCUUUCCUAACUGACCAUAUGGACUUCUGGGGUAGAGUGAAGAAUUUUCUGAUGUCAUUUGUUUUCUCUGUGGAGCAGUGGCAAAUACACUCUACCUUUGACAACACCAUCAAGGAACAUUUCCAGGAAGGUUCUAGGCCAGUUUUAUCUCAUCUUCUAAAGAAAGCAGAGCUGUGGUUUGUUAAUUCUGACUUUGCCUUUGAAUUUGCUCGGCCUCUGCUUCCCAACACUGUGAAUGUUGGAGGCUUAAUGGUCACUGUUAGACCAGUACCACAGGAACUUGAGAAUUUCAUUGCCAAAUUUGGAGACUCUGGUUUUGUCCUUGUGGCCUUGGGCUCCAUCGUGAGCAGAUAUCAGUCCCAGGAGAUUCUCAAGGAAAUGAGUGCUGCCUUUGCUCAUCUCCCUCAAGGGGUGGUAUGGAAGUGUAAGCCUUCUCAUUGGCCCAAAGAUGUCAAAUUGGCAGCAAACGUAAAAAUCACGGACUGGCUUCCUCAGAAUGACCUCUUGGCGCACCCUCGCAUCCGCCUUUUUGUCACCCAAGGUGGGAUGAACAGUGUCAUGGAGGCCAUCCAGCAUGGUGUGCCCAUGGUGGGGAUUCCUGUCUUUGCAGACCAGCAUGAAAAUGUGCUCCGAGUAGAAACCAAAAAGUUCAGUGUCUCUAUCCAGUUAGAACAGAUGAAGGCCGAGACAUUGGCUCUGAAGAUGAAGCAAGUCAUGGAAGACAAGAGGUACAAAUCUGCCGCAGAGGCCGCCAUCAUCAUCAGACGCUCGCAGCCCCUGACCCCCGCCCAGCGGCUGGUGGGCUGGAUCGACCACAUCCUCCAGACAGGGGGUGCAGCCCACCUCGAGCCCCAUGCCUUCCAGCAGCCGUGGUAUGAGCAGUACCUACUGGACGUCCUCUUGUUCCUGCUGGUGGUCACCCUGGGCACCACAUGGCUCUGUGGGAAGCUGCUGGGCCUGGUGGCCAGGUGGCUGUGUGGGGCCAGGAAGCUGAAGAAGGCCUGAGGCUAAGUGGAGCCUUCUCAGGCUCUUUCCCUGUUUCUCUUUCUUUCACUUUUCAUAAAGCUCACUCAAGCUGUUUGGUCGGUUCUUCCUUGUCAGCCUUCCUCCUGCAUUUCCUUUUCGUCUCACCUCACAGCUCAGGAAGCCUGACCUCUGUCCUGCAGGUUGGCGGGGACACCCCUGUGAGGACUUGGUCCCCUCCUGCGCAGAGCACCUCCUUCACUGUCAGGCCUGGAGCCUGCCUUUGGUCCACAGCUGAGGCCACCUGCUGCCCAUGUUUCAAUGUUCCGUCCUCAAGAUUCCCAACUUGAAUAAUUAGGGUCACGAAAACCUAAGUGGAGAAAUGGAACCUCCAUGCAAGGCUUGGGGGCCUUAGGUCCAGGAGCCGUGGCUGGCCCAAACCUUUUGAUUUAGGAAACAUUUCAUCCUCCAUCCCACUUAGCAAAGAACAUCUCUACAUGUGGUAAACCCUUGGGGAUGACAUUCAGUUCCUAGUAACAGAAGCUAGAAAAAGAGUGGCUUAAACACUCUGGAGUUUUAAAGUGUUUUUUUGUUUCCUGGACACAGCCUGGAGACAGGUGGUGGAGGGCUGGUAUGGUGACUCAUCCUGCUGUCUGUAGCUUUAAAAAAAAUUUUUUUUGAACACCUGUCCUGUACUGUUCUACCAAGUUGCCUCUCUGGUUUGUUGCUCUCAUGAAAUAUUUUACCUUCAGGGAUCCUGUCUUCCUGUUUGCUUUUGCAUUCUGAAAUGGAAUUAAAUUCCUCCUUAA